Acanthaster planci (crown-of-thorns starfish) is the source of this 2438-nucleotide messenger RNA. Its product is annotated as mitochondrial ribonuclease P catalytic subunit-like. Gene Ontology annotation, cellular component: mitochondrion; mitochondrial ribonuclease P complex. The record is from RefSeq and is a predicted model, not a curated record. Gene Ontology annotation, biological process: mitochondrial tRNA 5'-end processing; tRNA 5'-leader removal. Gene Ontology annotation, molecular function: ribonuclease P activity; protein binding. NCBI's taxonomy places the organism in Eukaryota, Metazoa, Echinodermata, Asteroidea, Valvatida, Acanthasteridae.
CCCAUAGAGCUACAAACCAUGAGGUUGACCUCAUCUCAGCCCACGUACACGUGUAUUCAGCAUGCAAGAGCAUGCUUGGAACUGCUUGGCGCCGGGAGUUUAUGCACUUCAUUCAGUCUUUGGCGGGAAUCAUCAAAUAUUAGCCUUCAAGAUUAAACUGGACAUUGGAGGAAUAAGAGCACGGCUCAAUUAUAAGUCAUCGUAAAUCAUCGGCCGUUAUGAAUGUCCUAAGCAACAGAAUGUCAACCACCUGGCUCCUUAGAUAUCAUUUUUUCUGCUGGAAGAGAUGUUUCCAGUCGAGGAUUGGUCCUACAAAAUCCAGGCAAAUCUGGACUCCUGCAGAGCUCCCAAAAUCUCCAGCCAUUCAACCUGCUGUCAGUACUGGUGCUGUGACAGAUUCUUCAGGCAGUCGCAUGUCUAUGAGGGGACCAGUGUUACCACCCCAAAUUAUCAAUUCCUUCUGGACUUGCAAACAACUUGAACCUAAUGUUGGCCACUCAAAUUCAAGGAACUUGUCAACAUCCAGUGCUGCAUUACUGGACCACUCUCAGGAGAAGGAGGGCAGAAGAGUCAAUGUGGCAGCAGAGAAUAACAAUCUAGAUGGUACAAUGGGUGAAAAAUCCAGGGAAGGUGCCGCUUCACCAUUAGAGGAUCUUGAAGAAACAGAUGAGUGCUUGUCAGCAGAGCAGUGGAAGUUGCUGAAGGAAGAGUGGAAUCAGAAGGCCCUACCGCACCAGUCCCAGACACUGUUCGAGUCACGCACGAUGGCCCGCCUCUGCAAUAAAUCGUUCUUUCAGAAAGGGCGCUCCCUCAUGGACUUCAUCCGUCGAGAGGAGGUACCCCUGACGUACCCUCUGAUGAGUUCCUAUCUGUAUCUCUGUGUCUGUGAGGGCCACCAGGAGGAACUGUUUUCGGUUUAUAAUUGGUUCACCGCCAACCAUCCGGUGUUGGACGACGGGGUGCUGACCAAUCUCAUUGCCGGUUUCUCCCAGACUGACCGGUGGCGGGAGAGCCUGAGAUUCCUGGAGGACUUGAAGCAGGUCGGGGCACCGUCUGCCCGCAAUUACCAGCUCAUCAUCUGCACUGCUUGCGAUCAGGGGGAGUACAACCUGGUUGAAGAGCUUCUCCAAGACCUGUACAGUCGUGGCAACUGUCCCUCUGAGCAGACUUGUCUUAAGCUGCUGCAAACCUUCCACUGCGAGACUGAGGAUGUUGCCUUCUGUGAUCGAAGUACCAAGCUGGUCAGUGAGCUGCUGAGGUAUUUUUCUUCUAAGAGACUCUACCCAUCUGUGGCUGUGGGUAAUGAGUUAAAACACUGGUUUCAUAGGAGGCAAGGAGAAGUGUGGAAGGCAUCAAUGACCAGGGUAACUAUAGGUGGGAAGUGUAAAUGCUGCGGCUCCAGGCUGGAGUCGCUAGACAUCGGCGAGGAGGAAUUCCUGAACCUUCAACAUCAAAUCACAGAGAAGGUAAUUAAGGGAGGAGACAUCUUCCAGAAGACCCGCCCGGAUGAGUUUGAAGCCUUUAUGGAAUUCGUGGAUGAGGGGGCUCCGUAUGAUAUCAUCAUUGAUGGGCUCAAUCUUGCCCACAUACGGAAGAACACACUGCCGUCAAAAUUGCUGAGACAGUUUGUGGUGUAUCUGGCCCAAGAGUGCGGCCUCAAGUGUCUGGUCUUGGGACGACAGCACAUGCUGCAGUACAGCCGAGCGUGGACCAGGCAUCACAUGGAUGUCAUACGGGAUCUUGCCGACUGCUUCUUCACCGAAAAUAUUUCUGAAGACGAUCCAUUCAUGUUGUAUGCAACCCUGCACAGUGGCCCCAAGGCCUGCUAUGUGUCACGUGACAUGCUGCGAGAUCACAAGGCGUUACUCGAUCAACCCACCCACAUAUCAUUUGUCAAAUGGCAGAGAGGACACCAGAUAUACCCGCUGGGCAUCGAGGGGAGAAAAGCUGUUUUCAAAGACAGGAUUGCAUAUGACACCGUGGCCCAGUGCAGUGACACAGGCUGGCACAUCCCUUGCGACGACGGCCUCCCACGAUACUCCUACCAAGUACCACUGGAUUGGCUGUGUGCCAGGAGAGUCAAAUGAGGCCAAAGUGCCCACAUAUUCACGAACAACGGAAGAAACUCUGCAAAAGGCCAUAUUCUGUGCUGUUUGGCUUGACCGUGGCGGGAUGGUAAAAUGAAUGAAAGAACCCAAGAGUUACUAGUGAUAAACAGAUAGCCGUUGUUCUUUUUUGGUUAUGUGCCAUUCUGCCAUUCAGCUAGGUAUACCUGUAGUCACUGAACACAUCGCGAUAAUACAAUACCCUGUCGGCAGUGACGAAAUCUGAGACUUUACUUCCCCUUUGGAAGACAGUCUCCCACUGCCUUGAAUUGGAAGGAAACGGUGAUCAGCUGAUGACGGACGGGCCAAGCCACAAGAUCAACAGACUAUGCA